AAAAGAAGACAUCAACUUCCGGUUCCUGUGGUCAUGUUUACUGCAGCUGUGUGUGAAUGCUAGCUGUGAUGCUAACGAGCUCAGACCCGCUCCAAGCAGGUCAGCUAGAAAACUCCACCGUCCGACCGUCAGAAGCCAGGAUAUACCUUACCUUACCUCCAACUAGCCGGAACUAGCUAUCGUUAGCUUAACAACAAGCUGAGUGUGCCAUUAGCCAGCUAGCCCAGUGAGUGAGUGUCUAGUGAGUGUAACAGACUGGUCAUGGGGGGUGAAGAGAAGCGAUCAUACCGUGUCGGAGUGAAGCCGCCCACUGAUGCAUGAACAUAAAGACCCACCACGGAGGCAGCAGUCAAAGGGACUGGAAGGAGGACCAACUGCUCAGACCAGGACCAGAAGAAGGUCCGGACCAGACGCGACGAUGGGGAGCACGAUGGGACCGUCUCUACACUGGCUCCACGACGUGUUAGCUGUGACACUCCUCAAAGCCCGGCGGACUUUAUUUCAGGCUGGCAUCCUGUUUUGUGUCCUGGUUCUGCUACUGUGGGUGUCCAUCUUUCUCUAUGGAAGCUUCUAUUACUCCUACAUGCCCACCGUGAGCUUCUCCACCCCCGUGCACUUCUACUACACUUCUGAUUGUGAUGCCUCCGAGUCAGUACUUUGCUCAUUCCCCACAGCCAACAUCUCCUUCAUGAAGAAUGACAGGGACCAAGUGAUGGCUUAUGGUCAGCCUUAUCGAGUGUCUUUGGAGUUAGAGAUGCCAGAGUCUCCAGUCAAUGAACAGCUGGGUAUGUUCAUGGUCAAGAUGUCUUGUUACACCAAGGGUGGGAAGACUGUCUCAUCAGUGGGCCGAUCUACAAUGCUGCAUUACCGCUCCAGCCUUCUGCAGAGCCUCAGUACUUUACUGUUCUCUCCUUUCUUUCUGACUGGGAUGGCCGAGCAGAAGCAGCACAUCGAAGUUGAGCUCUUCGCAGACUAUAAGACGAAUGCUUAUCAACCCUCUGUCGGUGCAGUCAUUGAGAUCCAUUCCAGACGAGUGCAGAUCUACUCGUCUCAGCUCCGUGUCCACGCUUACUUCACUGGUAUACGAUAUGUUCUGUACAACUUCCCCUUGACAUCUGCAGUGAUCGGCGUGACCACCAACUUUGCCUUCCUCAGUGCCAUCGUGCUGUUCAGCUACCUGCAGUUCAUAUGGGGCGGGAUCUGGCCCCCAGACCAAGUGAGAGUCAGGGUCAUGAUGGGAGACAACACCCGCAUCCAGCAGAGGAGAGAGGAGGCUAGGAAGCGCAUGGAGAAGGAGAAUUCGCUGAAGGAACUCAGUGUUCCUCAAGUGAUCGGAUCUGUGAACGAGGCAUGUGAUUUCCAGGGAAGUGACACGGUGACAGAGCCGGCGUCAAAGAAGCCCUCAGAAAUCCCAAAAGCCUCUGGGGCUGAUGUGGCAGAUACCAAGGAGGAAGAAGGGUCUCAUGACUCCUCUCAUGAGGAGAAAGAUGGCUCAGACGUGUUGGAUGGAUCCCAGCUGCCUCCCCAGGCUGAGACAACACUCCGACAGAGACCUGGACCGUGGAUGAGCCUGUGAACCGCCAUGCCACUGCAUGCAAUUCAAGCACUUCUACUAUAUGCUCAAUGUCGCAUCACGCUUCAUCAGAUUGAACAUGCUUUGGCAGAUAUCGAUUGACUCUAGCAAACCCACUACAGAUGCAUGAGAAUAUACUGUAUGAUACCUGUGCUCUUUUAGCUAACAAACCACUGCAUAUUGUCUUGUGCUGAGAACACUUUACCUCGUUGUAACUUUGACCUCUUCUCAUUUCUUUCUGCUUAUUGUCUCUAGUCUUAUGUUUUGCCAUCUUAGUAUCGAUGAUGCCCAUUGCAGGAGAUACUACAUUCCAGCUCUGGCUUGUCCAACAGUAUUGCCUAGAGGAAUUUGGCAUCAUCAAGGUGUUAGCCAACAUUUUAACACACCCUUUUAAAGUCAGUUGAACCUGCCCAUCUUUUACUGCUUCGAUGCCUGCAAGGUAGCAUUUUUUCAGCCAGGAUGCACACAUCCUGACAACUCUCCCAUGAUAAUACAAGCAGACAGAGACCAGUUGAAACAGUUGAAUCAGUAGACAUGAUUCUGUUUUUGAAUGUAGCUGCAGCAUACUUGAAACUGAAUCGGAAGUUGGUUGUUGGGUUUCCAAGAAUGUUUCACGCCCUUUUAACAGGAUACACACAAACAAGCCUCGUGAUAUUUGAACACAGAGGCUCUCUCAGAGCAAUUCGAUUUGGAAAAUGUGCCCCAAAAAAGGUGUCUUUGUUUUUAAUUACUGCCUAUAAAACAUGUGGGUUCAGCCUGAGGGACUUAAGGAAUGUGUUGCAUGUAUUAUACAUUUUCAUCUUGUUCUGUCUCAGUUUAAUGGGUGAUUCGUGGCAUAUUUAGUUAUAGCUGCAAUACUUUUACAAAGUUGGUGCUCAUUCCAUCAUUCUUUUGUAUUCAGUAUCUGUUACAGUGCAGUUUAAUCACUGCAAUUUAAUGUUGAGAAAAUAGUAUUUAUUGUGUUUUCAUAACAACAAAGCACCAAUAUAUUUUAGAUGGGUCUUUUAAGUAAUAUAAGUCUGUUAAUUAAACAUGUUUGUAUUAACUUUAAGGAAUAGUAUAAGAAGGAUGAGUGAAGUUACUGUUUUGAAAUACUGGUUGUUAGAGCAAAUACAGUGAAUGUGAUGCAGGAAUUGUUGGAAUGAAGCUCAGCCUCCACAUAUUUAACCUGCACUUCAGGGGAGCUAAGGGUUUCAGCAAGGUUGUGUAAGGGUUUGUGCAAGUUGUGUUGACGUAGGAUUCUGUACCAAAGAUAUUGUUGAAUAUGAUGCACUUAUUAUUUGUCAUCUUGUAUUCUGUAAUAUUGCAAAAUGCCCCCGAAGUUAUAUGAGUAGGUGUUAUUUAUGUGUUGAGCAAAUUAAAUAAACGUAGAGCAGUGCACUUCUCUU
Messenger RNA from Sebastes umbrosus (honeycomb rockfish), 2961 nucleotides. RefSeq names its product BSCL2 lipid droplet biogenesis associated, seipin (gene bscl2). Bases 314 to 1576 code for a protein of 420 amino acids. Gene Ontology annotation, cellular component: endoplasmic reticulum membrane. The record is from RefSeq and is a predicted model, not a curated record. NCBI's taxonomy places the organism in Eukaryota, Metazoa, Chordata, Actinopteri, Perciformes, Sebastidae. Gene Ontology annotation, biological process: lipid storage; lipid droplet organization. The transcript has a single exon.